Molecule: messenger RNA, 1199 nt
Organism: Epinephelus moara (kelp grouper)
Lineage: Eukaryota; Metazoa; Chordata; Actinopteri; Perciformes; Serranidae
Product: putative butyrophilin subfamily 2 member A3
Exons: 3
Coding region: 64-576 (170 amino acids)
Source: RefSeq, a predicted model, not a curated record
ACCAGCUAGUUUCUCAGUCAGUUCACUUCAGACACAGGAUGAAGGACACGUGCCAGAGAGAAGAUGCAGCAGCAGAUCCUCAUCCUCUCAGCUCUCAUGGCUCCAUUCCUGCUCCUGUUGUUCCCUCUGUGUGCAGCAGCUUCUGACCAACAUGUGACAGUGCACCCUGGAGAUAACGUCACUCUGAGAUGUGAGGCUGGUAAUGUCUCCAUCAGAGUUGUAGAGUGGACCAGAGCUGACCUGGAGCCACAGUACGUCCUCUUAUACAGUGAUGGACACUUCGACCCAACCAAACAGCAUCCAUCCUUUACAGGCAGGGUGGAGCUGGUGGACAGAGAGCUGAAGGACGGAGACGUGUCUUUAACUCUGAAGAAUGUGACCAGCAGAGACUCUGGAACAUACGAGUGUCGAGUUGCAGCAGGUGGAUCAAGACGUAGAACGACAGCCAACACUGAUGGUGAUCCAAUCAGAGUCAUCUACCUGGAGGUUACAGAUUUAAAGGAUGGACACUCCACUCCUCUACACGUUGGACUGGCAGCAGUUUUUGGAUAUGUUGCAGUGCUUCUUUUACUGUAGUGUUUGUUGUCUGGAUAUCUAAAAGACGUACAGACCAGAGAUCAGAACAGUCUGCUGCUGAUGAAGCAGGAAACAGUCAGCUCAUGUGUCCCUCUGCUAUUUGAGACUCUUCAACAUGAUGGUCUGUUUCAACCAAUCAUGGCUGCCAUCAUCCACAGGGGGCUCCACCAAUGAGGUCAGAAAACAAUUCAAAAUGUUGAUCCUUUACUGUGACUAAUAAUGUACUGUUUACUAAUACCAUUACCAGUAUUAUUUUGAAAUAUGACAUAACUACAUAACAAAGUUUACUACAUAAUAUUGAGGCCCUUGUCUGGGUUCCUGACACCACCGCUAGUUAUCUUUUCCACUAAGCAGCCGGUGGACACAACCAACAGUGCAGAAGUUGCAUUGAUUUACAUUGUGAAGUGUUCAAGCUCUAUUCAGUAAAAAUCAGUAUUGUGUAAAUUAUAACGUUCUCAUAAAUCAUCUGUUUGUAGUAGAAACGUGUCGAUGUUUUCACAGCACUAUAAAACAGAUAUUACAGUGGAAAUUAUGAUGUAUCACAUAUAGCAAAAAGACUUUUUGUUUAUUUUUUUAAAAGAUGUUUUUCAUGUGAAAGGUUACAUUAAAGGCUGUUUCAUAAA